Cephus cinctus (wheat stem sawfly) is the source of this 4746-nucleotide messenger RNA. RefSeq names its product protein shuttle craft (gene stc). The record is from RefSeq and is a predicted model, not a curated record. Bases 235 to 3966 code for a protein of 1243 amino acids. Gene Ontology annotation, cellular component: nucleus. Gene Ontology annotation, biological process: negative regulation of transcription by RNA polymerase II. The transcript has 10 exons. Gene Ontology annotation, molecular function: DNA-binding transcription factor activity, RNA polymerase II-specific; RNA polymerase II transcription regulatory region sequence-specific DNA binding; zinc ion binding. Lineage: Eukaryota; Metazoa; Arthropoda; Insecta; Hymenoptera; Cephidae.
UUCCAUGAUGAGUGUCUUAUAAAAUAUCUUAGUAGCUUUUGCAAUACUUUGGUUAACCCUCUGGUCUACAGCAUAUUUCGUCGCCACGUUGAAGUACACUGCGCUUGGGUCAUUGGUGACCUAGAUGUAUACCAGAGGGUUAAUAUUCAAGCGAGUUAUGGAAUAUAGUUCACAGGAAGAGGAGCACCAAGUAAUUGUAAUUUAAUAGAAGAGACCUCCAAGGAGGAAGGCCAGAUGGCCACUUGGGACGGUUCGUACUACGAACCUGAUGAUCCCAACUAUCAUCCAUACUCCAAUCAUCGUGAUGCAGGUCCUGGAGAUCAAACAUGGGGUUACUAUGCUGGAAAUAAUUUUUCUCGUCCAAGAGGUAAUCUUUAUACUUCAAGCGGGUCUAGUGCUUUUGAUCAGAACAGAGCUGUACCCUUUCAACAAACCAGUAGAACCAACGUUCCCCCGGUUCAGAAAAAUGUAGCACCAUUGUCUGUCUAUCAAGAGCAACCAAUACCCUCACUUCUGGAAAAUGUUAAUCAGUGUUUCUUUGAGAAUAAUAGAGUACAACCACAGCUUCCAUCGUUCAAUUACAAAAGUAGUAACUAUGGAGGAUGGAGUAAGAACGAUAAUACUGAUUCUAAGUACCCAGGACAAGUGAAGAAUUCAUAUCCGAAUAUAGCAGAGUAUUCAAAUCUGCAUGUUACUGCUGAUGAAUUUAUUCCAAACAGUGCAAAAUCAAGCUAUUCAGAAGCACCAAUUGCCAGUCUAAAUAGUGCAGGGAAUCAAACUAACACACAAUGCGAAGCUACAGAAAUGCAUCAUGGAAAUGCUACUGCCACGAUAGAAGCAGGGCCAUCUAAUGUUUUCUUCAACAAAAAGAAUAGUAAUUAUAGGCAACGUGAAUCACAAGAUCAGCAACAUAAUCAGAAUGGCUUCCAUAGGAAUUCUUACAAGAAUCAAAAUCCCAAGAACUAUGGCAAGUUUCAAAAUGAUAGAUAUAACAAUGGUAGACAAUAUUCCGAUGGUAAUAAAUAUUCCUCUGGAUGGAGGGACAAUGAAAGAAAAAGGCAGAACGUAGAUCAAUCAGUUUCUAAUACCACCAGUGGAACCAGAGACACUUUUGGAACAGCCUCAAUGUCGAAGGAUGAAGAAAAACAACACACCAAUGGAAAGCUAAAUAAGAACGGUACUAAAGGCUUGCCUUAUAAUGACUCCCUGUCUUAUCAAUAUAAACAAGAUAGUUCAAGACAACCUGGCAAAUUACCCAAGUACAAUUAUAACGCUACUAGUAACGAGCCCAGUUCGUCUACUCACAAUUCAGAGCAGCCUCAGUCCUGGAUAAAGAAUGGAAAAAAGUACUUCAGCGAUGAUCGUUCUGAAAGGUAUCGUGAGAGAAGAGAACGCUACAGUGACAGAUACGAUAGUAGUCAGAGAGAGAAGAGGAAUAAUUACCAGGAUUAUGAUGGACACAAAAAUAAUUAUGAUGUGAGCAGCGAGAGGAGUGAAAGAAACAGAGAUAAAGAGCGUAACAAGAAUAGUGCCCGAGAGAACAAAGAUAAAGACAAUGAAAGUUGGAGGUCAAAGAAUGAAACUAGCAGCAGGAGUGGUACUCCAAAACGUAGUGGCAACAAGAAAUACGAUACAGACGAUGAUGCCAGUCAAAGGGAAAGGUUAACAGAUCAAUUAAAUAGAGGACAACUCGAAUGCCUAGUAUGUUGUGAUCGUAUAAAGCAAACAGAUUAUGUUUGGUCGUGUUCCAAUUGUUAUCAUGUAUUACAUUUAAAGUGCACUAAGAAAUGGGCCAAAUCGUCGCAGAGUGAAAAUGGUUGGCGUUGUCCAGCCUGUCAGAAUGUAACAUCUGUGAUACCAGAAGAAUAUUUUUGCUUCUGCGGAAAGGGUAACACGCCAGAAUGGAAUCGUCGCGAGGUCGCUCAUUCCUGUGGGGACGUCUGCGGACGUAUGCGAGCAAAUACCAACUGUGUUCACAAAUGUACUUUACUUUGUCAUCCUGGUCCUUGUCCUUUAUGUAUCGCUAUGGUAACAAAGUACUGUGGUUGCGGAAGGACUUCGCAAACACUCAAGUGCAGCACCGCGACGCUUUUGCACUGCGAGGCCACUUGCGGUAAAUUAUUAAAUUGCGAGAAACACACCUGUGAAAAAAAGUGUCACCACGGCAGCUGUGAAAAAUGCGAUAAAACCAUACACCAAGAAUGUUUUUGUGGCAAACAUAAUCGUGAGGUUACUUGCGACGUCGAUAUUCCUUCUACGUAUACAUGCGAGAACAUUUGUGAGAAACUCUUAGACUGUGGCAAUCACAAGUGCAAGGCUCUUUGCCAUCCUGGACCUUGCGAAUCUUGUUCCCUGAAACCGGAAGCCGUCACUCAUUGCUGCUGCGGACAGACUCCCUCGACGGAGCAGAGAAAAAGCUGUUUAGAUGAAAUACCAACGUGCGAGAAGAUCUGUUGCAAGCGUCUAAAGUGCGGCCAACCAAGCCAUCCUCAUACAUGCAAGUCAAAGUGCCACGAGGGUGAUUGUCCGGAAUGCGAAUUGAUCACAAAAGUCAAAUGUCGCUGUGGCAACAUGGACAAGGAAAUUCCUUGCAAGGAACUAACGACAAAGGCCGAUGAUGCUCGUUGCGAGAAAAGAUGCACCAAGAAAAGAUCCUGUGGCCGACAUAAGUGUAAUCAAAUGUGCUGCAUCGAUAUUGAACAUAUCUGCCCAUUACCUUGUUCAAAAACAUUAAGCUGCGGAAGGCAUAAGUGUGAGCAGACUUGUCAUAAAGGAAGGUGCCAGCCCUGCUGGAGAAGUAGUUUUGAUGAACUCUUCUGCGAAUGUGGUGCUGCUGUUUUAUAUCCUCCAAUUCCUUGCGGCACGAGACGUCCCGCCUGUGACAGACCUUGUUCGCGACAGCACGCGUGCUCGCACGAGGUGUUACACAAUUGUCACAGCGAAGCUACGUGUCCUCCGUGCACUGUGCUCACUCAAAAUUGGUGUUACGGUAAGCACGAGUUGCGCAAAGCCGUGCCGUGUCAUGUGAAUGAAAUAUCGUGCGGUUUACCAUGCAACAAACCAUUAUCAUGUGGACGACAUAAGUGCAUUACACUUUGUCACGCUGGAUCUUGCGAAAAACCAGGACAAGUGUGUACGCAGCCAUGUACCACACCUAGGGAUUUAUGUGGACACAUUUGUGCUUCUCCUUGUCACGAGGGAAAAUGUCCUGAUACUCCAUGUAAAGAAAUGGUCAAGGUUACCUGCCAGUGCGGUCAUAGAAGUAUGACUAGAGCUUGUGUUGAGAAUUCACGCGAUUUCCAAAGAAUAGCCAGUGGUAUACUUGCCAGUAAAAUGGCAGACAUGCAACUUGGUCAUUCAGUGGACUUGGAAGAAGUCUUUGGCCAGGGUGCGAAGAAGCAGAAUCAGUUAAAAACUUUAGAGUGUAAUGAUGAGUGUAAGGUUAUUGAAAGGAACAGGAAACUGGCUCUGUGCUUGCAAAUUGUCAAUCCUGAUCUGAGUGGCAAGCUUAUGCCACGGUAUAGUGAUCUCAUGAAACAUUGGGCCAAGAAGGAUCCUUUCUUCUGUCAAAUGGUCCAUGAUAAAUUGACGGAACUAGUUCAGUUGGCUAAAACGUCUAAGCAGAAGUCAAGGAGUUAUUCCUUUGAAUGUAUGAAUCGAGAUAAGCGACACUUCGUUCAUGAAUACUGCGAACAGUUUGGCUGCGAAAGUCAAGCUUAUGAUCAAGAACCGAAGAGGAAUGUUGUUGCUACUGCUGUGAAGGAUAAGUGUUGGUUGCCGAGUCUAAGUUUAUUAGAAUUAGUACAACGAGAAAGUGGUCAAAGGAAGGUACCAGGUCCUAUGCUCAAUACGUCAAAAGCUAACUGCUCUCUAAGAAAUGUCGAAGUUCUCCCCUUGCCCGCUAAGAAAGGCCACAAACUCGUGUCGAUGCCGUCUACUUCAAAGUCGAAGAUUAGUCAAAGAUGAUUUUGACUAUCAAGGUUAAUCUGGACAUUUGAAGAAGACUUUAAUUAUAGGGAAAUGAUAGAACAAUUGAAUUCGUCUCAGAACUUCAAUUCUGUCUGUCGCGUUAUGAGCCAAGUAAAUAUGCACAGAAUUAAAACCUGUAACAUUUACUUUCGUGCUGUUAAAAUCAUUAGCACCUUAAAAAAAGAGUAACUCGUAAUGGCGUCGUGGAUUGGUAAUCGUCUUUAGAGUAAGGUUAAAAACUAGUGAUUAAUCGUUCAAUUGCAAAACGUGAAAAGAAUCAUUCGCAUAAAUUAGAUACAUAUUCAAAUUGAAAAAGGAUAAUUUGCCACGAGAAACUUAGUCUCUAUUUCAAGCUUCAAACUUUUUGUCUCUAGCGUGUUUAACUUAAAAUUAUUGCUGCGUGAAGAAAUAAUGUAAAAAUAAAGUGGGAAAAAACGCAUAAAAUUUUAAAACCUGUCACUUUAGUAUAUACGGGAUAAAUGGAUCGUAAAGCUAAUAAUCUAGAAGAAAAAAAAUAUUCAUUGCCACUUACACUUUAUUAAUUAACUAAUUAUUCGAUUAUUCAACCGAUGACCUCGUAUGCAUUACGAGCUGUCACUUUAAAACUUUAUUUGUUAUACAGAAACUACACUUAUUCUAUUGUAUGGUUCCUUCUCAACAGAUCUUGGCAUGCAUGGUCAUAAAAUAUUGUUGAUUUUAUAAUAUUAUACAGUGUAUGUGGGAGUAUCAAUUAAUAAGUAAAGUGAAUCAUGAAAUAUACAAAGUUAAGGAAAAGAA